This is a messenger RNA of Lodderomyces margitis, 1689 nucleotides long. RefSeq lists its product as uncharacterized. Gene Ontology annotation, biological process: intra-Golgi vesicle-mediated transport. Bases 1 to 1689 code for a protein of 562 amino acids. Lineage: Eukaryota; Fungi; Ascomycota; Pichiomycetes; Serinales; Debaryomycetaceae. The record is from RefSeq and is a predicted model, not a curated record. Gene Ontology annotation, cellular component: trans-Golgi network; TRAPPII protein complex. The transcript has a single exon.
AUGGCUUUACAGAUAUUCCUACCUUCUACUAAGGUCAAUGACAAAACUUUGGUUGAGGAUCUAAACAGUGUCCGAUCAAGGCGUGAAGUUUAUUUCUACGAGGAGAUUCAGGGAUAUAUCGUGUGCAAUGAACUGGAACGUAAAUCCGAUGUCAUAACACUAAAUGCAAGCGUACACACUCAGGAUUCAAACAGGGAAGCAAGUAACCGAUCAAACUACAUCGAGUCAGAUGGCAGUACUAAUUUAAAAUUGGACCAGACGAACGUUGUAUACCAAAAUGAAGGAACGAAGGUCUGGAUGUUUACUAUUCCAAGUGUUCAACCCCCAAGCAAGCGAACAUCAGGGCCAUAUCUAUUACUUUCUUGCCGAUUUAUUGAAGAUUCUAAUAUUGAACCAAAUGGAGAGGAAAUAAUGGAAGAUGUUGUGUUGACCGAUUACAAACCGGUUGUACAGGAUCUCGAAACAGUGAAUCGUUCACCCUCGAAAGAUUCUCUGGUGGAAGUAGUGACCAAAGAAGUUGAGUUGGAAAAAGAUAACAUAGCGGAGAUCAGCAUUCCAAUAAGAAUGGCGUUGGUGAUAAAAAUGAAAUCAACCAAGCCAGCGGGUAGGAAUGGCAUGUUAUUGGUUGCUUUGACUGUCGAGCGGUCUGAAGAGAUGGCCGCAGUAAAAAAGAGUGACGCUGACGUGUUAUACUUCAACAUCAACUCUUUCGAAUUGAGCUCAGAUAAUGGUAUAAUAUCUCCGAUUCAUCAACUUUUCCCGUCACUUAUGGGUUUCGAUGACUCCAUCAACAUAGUAUACAAGUUGGAUAACAAUGAACAAGCGGGUAGGGAAACGUCAAAGCAGAUUUUAAUAACAAUGAACUCAACCAUCCAAAAACGAGUCAAUGAUAACUACGUUAAUUUGAGUAAUCCGAUUCGAACCAAUUGGAGACCAUAUUUGGAUCUAGGGCUAAUUGCACCACCGAUAAAUAAUGCAUUAAAGACCAACAAUAACACUCCGCACCUUCAAUCACAGAUUAGCAAUUCGGUAAAUGGCUUAGGUAUUCGCCAAAAAGCCAUGCUAAACACCAUAUACAAAAUGGAGAGCCCCACAUUUUCCAACUUAAACACCAAUUCAUCUAAUAAUAUUGGAAAGAGAGCUAAAUCUUUUGUGACAAGGGAAUCAUCGUCAGUGACAGUGAAUCUAUCGACAAAUGUCAAUUCCUCAUUAGCUGGGUUGAGACUUACAUUCAUCGGAAGGUUGGACAUGAAACAAGGAGUAGUGACCCAGUGGAAGAUACAAGCUAUCAACAACUCCAUCAAUAGAUUAAAUUUGUCCUUGCUUGUGCAAAACCCAAUCAAUUUCAAUCCUAUUUACAGUAGUGCCGCUUCAAACAACAACUUUUCUUCAUCAAAUCUUCUCAACAAUGAUAGCAAACAAAGCAACCAGGAUAUUCUAAUCUACAACAGAGCCCAACUUUACUCAUUGUACAAUACUUUAAAGGUCAACACUGAUGCUGAUGGGGUGAUCAUCUUGAAUAAUGAUAUCAGAAUUGGACCAUUGGAGCCGCAGGCUCUGUUUGAAACCAGCUUGAACUUGAUUGGCAAUACCAAAGGUAUAUUUAGUUUGGAUGGAAUAAAGAUAUUUGACGUGGCAUCUGGUGAUGGGUUAGACUUUGGUAAACUUAUAGAGGUGUUUGUUGUCUGA